AUGAUGAGGAUUACAGAUUUUACCCUCUUCUUCUUCUUCUUCUUCUUCUUCUUCUUCGUUUCGUCUCCUUUAUUGCUUCUAGCUCAAUCACAGCCUCGAGAAAUCGACCCACAAGACAAAGCAUCUCUAUUGAUAUUCAAAGUUUCGAUUCACGACCUAAAUCGAAGCUUAUUGAUUUGGAAAGGCUCUACGUGUUCUAACUGGACAGGUCUAGCUUGCCAGGAUCCGACCGGAAAAGCACUCUCUCUCGCUUUAUCCGGUAUGUAUUUGUCCGGUCAGAUUCACCCAUCUCUCUGUAAGCUCACUUCCCUUGAAAGCUUGGACCUUUCUCGGAACAAUUUCUCUGGAAACAUCCCUUCUUGCUUGGGUGCGUUGCGUAGUCUUAGAACGCUGAAUCUUAGUCGGAACAGAUUGGUUGGUUCGAUUCCUGGAACAUUUGGUAACCUCAAGGAGCUUAGAGAGCUCGUGCUAAGCGAGAAUAGAGAUUUAACCGGAUUGAUUCCUCACUGGGUUGGAGAUUUGAUGAAUGUUGAGAGAAUCGAUCUAAGUUUCUGCUCGUUUCUUGGUGAAUUGCCUGAGAGUUUGCUCUAUUUGGAAACUCUCAAGUACUUGAAUCUUGAGAGCAAUAACUUGACGGGCACACUUAGAGAUUUUCAGCAGCCAUUGAUGGUUCUUAAUCUUGCUUCGAAUCGGUUCUCCGGUACACUGCCUUGCUUCUACGCCUCUCGUCCGUCUCUCACUCUUCUGAGUCUUGCUGAGAACUCUCUCGCUGGUGGUUUGCCUUCGUGCUUGGGUUCUUUGAAAGAGCUGAGUCAUUUGAAUCUAUCUUUCAAUGAGUUCAGCUACCAAAUAUCUCCGAGGCUUGUCUUCUCGGAGAAGCUCUCGAUGCUUGACUUGAGCCACAACGAGUUCUCAGGUCCUCUCCCUGCAAGAAUCUCUGAGAAACUCGGUCUUGUUCUUCUUGAUCUCUCUCACAACAGGUUCUCUGGCUACAUCCCGUUGCGGAUCACCGAGUUAACGAGCUUACAAGCGUUGCGUCUCUCUCACAAUCUCUUAACCGGAGAUAUCCCGGCUCGGAUCGGGAACCUGACUUAUCUGCAAGUCAUCGAUCUCUCGCACAACGCGUUAACCGGCUCUAUACCUCUCAACAUCGUCGGUUGCUUUCAGCUGCUUGCUCUGGUGAUCAGCAACAACAAUCUCUCCGGCGAAAUCCAACCGGAGCUCGAUGCGUUAGACAGUCUCAAGAUACUAGACAUAAGCAAGAACGAGAUCUCCGGCGAGAUCCCGCUUACUUUAGCUGGCCUCAAGUCGCUCGAAUUCGUCGAUAUAAGCUCCAACAACCUCUCCGGAAACUUGAACGAAGCUAUCUCCAAAUGGUCUAAUCUCAAGUAUCUUUCUCUUGCUCGGAACAAGUUCACCGGAACGCUUCCUUCUUGGUUGUUCAAGUUCGACAAAAUCCAAAUGAUUGACUACUCCAGCAACAGAUUCUCUUGGUUUAUACCGGACGAUAACUUGAACAGCACGCGAUUCAAGGAUCUUGAAACCGGAGAAGAAUCUUCUUCAGAGAGAGUGGAGAUCAAGAUAUCAGCAACUGUGGUUGCUAAAGAUGAGCUAAGCUUCAGCUACAGUCUCUUAUCAAUGGUUGGGAUUGAUCUUUCUGAUAAUCUAUUACACGGAGAGAUACCAAAAGCUUUGUUCAGACAGAAGAACAUCGAAUACUUAAACCUGUCUUACAACUUUCUUGAUGGUCAGCUUCCGGAUUUAAAGAAGCUGCCAAGGUUAAAGGCAUUAGAUCUUUCACACAAUUCUCUGUCGGGUCAAGUCACUGGAAACAUGUCAACACCAUCAGGUUUAACACUUCUGAAUCUAUCUCACAACUGUCUCUCCGGAGUCAUUACUGAGAAACAAGGGCUUGGGAAGAAGUUUCCGGACGCUUUGGCAGGGAAUCCAGAGCUUUGUGUUGAGUCUUCAGGAAGCAAGUGUGAUCCUGCAAACAUUGAUGCAUCAUCACAUGAGGAGAUAUAUCAAAAUGAAUUGGUGGAAGGAACGAUUUCGAUUUGGAUAUUCUGCUUAAGUGCGUUUAUAAGCUUCGAUUUUGGAGUGUUGGGUAUCUUCUGCUCAGCUCGUGCUCGGAGUUAUAUUCUGCAAACCAAAGCAGCUUAA
This is a messenger RNA of Microthlaspi erraticum, 2163 nucleotides long. The record is from the annotation of a GenBank genome assembly. NCBI's taxonomy places the organism in Eukaryota, Viridiplantae, Streptophyta, Magnoliopsida, Brassicales, Brassicaceae.